Molecule: messenger RNA, 843 nt
Organism: Myzus persicae (green peach aphid)
Lineage: Eukaryota; Metazoa; Arthropoda; Insecta; Hemiptera; Aphididae
Exons: 4
Coding region: 1-843 (280 amino acids)
Source: RefSeq, a predicted model, not a curated record
AUGAAGAGAAUUGAAGAAGGACAAUAUCAAGUCACAUUUUUGACACUUCGGCAAUAUCCUGAAGAAUUUUUUAAGUACUUUCUUAUGUCAAUAACGUCGUUUGAUACACUAAUUUUGCUGUUUGGAAAAUAUAUACAAAAACAGAAUACAAAUAUGCGUAUGUCUAUAACUCCUGAAGAAAGGUUAACGGUGACGAUAAGAAUAGUUUUGGAAACGUGUGAUGUUAUUUGGCAAAUAUUGCAACCCAUUGAAAUGGCAGCACCUACUACUCAAGAUUGGCUAGAAAUAUCAAAUGGAUAUUUUAAAACAUCACAAUUUCCUAAUUGCGUUGGAGCUGUUGAUGGCAAACACAUUAGGGUGGAAUGUCCAAAAAAUAAUGUUGGUUCUUAUGGAAAAGAAAGCGACUGCAACAUUUUCAAAAUAUCGUCUUUCGGGAAAAAACUGUAUUCAAACCAAAUUAAUUUUCCUCCAGAUAACAAUUUACCAGGUGAUGAUUUUGGUGAACCUCAACCAUUUGUAAUUGUGGGCGAUGAAGCUUUCGCCCUACAUAACAAUUUGUUAAGACCGUUUCCUGGUAGGGCAUUAAAUGAUCAAAGAAGGAUAUUCAACUACCGACUAUCAAGGGCCCGACAAACAAUAGAAUGUUCCUUUGGCAUUUUAUCUCAAAAAUGGAGAGUUUCCCAAACUAGCAUUUUAGUUGAUCCUACUAUGGCUACUACUAUCACAAAGGCAUGGUGUGUCUUACAUAAUUUUAUUCGACGUCGGGACGGAUAUAAUAUCAAACACACUCUCAGUUGUCCUCUGGAGCGUAUAACUGAAAGAAGAGGAGUGGACAAUUCUUAA